Molecule: messenger RNA, 1332 nt
Organism: Corylus avellana
Lineage: Eukaryota; Viridiplantae; Streptophyta; Magnoliopsida; Fagales; Betulaceae
Product: BURP domain-containing protein 3-like
Source: RefSeq, a predicted model, not a curated record
UUCUCUCUUUUGUACACAAAUUAUCUCUACAUUUCUGUUCUAAUCCUCUGUUUUAAUCCACAGCUUAAUUAUGGAGAUCCAUCUCCUGCGUAUUUUCGCUUUUCUUGCUCUUGCACUGGUGACGAGCCAUGCUGCUCUGGCUCCUGAAGAAUACUGGAAAUCUGUUCUGCCAAACACUCCGAUGCCUAAAUCUGUUAGUGAUCUUCUACACGAAGAUCUGAUAGACGGGAAGAGCACUUCCGUUGAUGUGGGGAAGGGCGGCGUUCAUGUUGACGCCGGAAAAGGGAAGCCUGGCGGCACUUCCGUUAAUGUAGGGAAGGGUGGCGUCGGAGUUGAUACUGGAAAAGGAAAGCCCGGGGGCACCAGUGUCGGUGUUGGCAAAGGAGGAGUAUCUGUGCACGCAGGCGACAAGGGAAAGAAGCCUGUGAUUGUCAAGGUAAAUCCAGGUUCGUCCUUCGUUUAUCAUUAUGCUGCCACGGAGGAUCAACUCCAUGAUAACCCCAACGUAGCUCUUUUCUUCCUGGAAAAGAGCAUGCAUCCCGGCGCAGAAAUGAACCUGCACUUCACCAAAAGCUCAGAGACGGCGGCGUUUUUGCCCCGACGUGUUUCAGAAUCAAUACCCUUCUCAUCCAACAAGAUGCCAGAAAUUCUGAACCGGUUUUCUGUGAAACCCGGUUCAACGGAAGCUGAGCUAAUGGAGCAAACAAUCAAAGAAUGCGAAGAACCGGGCAUUAGAGGGGAGGAAAAGUACUGCGCAACAUCGUUAGAAUCAAUGGUGGAUUUCAGCACUUCAAAGCUCGGCAAAGACGUGAACGCAAUCUCCACAGAGGUGGGAAAAGAGACCCAGUUGCAGAAAUACACCAUAGCUCCACGGUUGAAGAAGAUGGGAGGAAAGAAAGCUGUUGUGUGCCACAAGCAAAGCUACGCAUAUGCGGUGUUUUACUGCCACUCGACGGAGACGACGAGGGCUUAUGUUGUGCCGCUGAAGGGGGCCGACGGGAGCAAAGCUAAAGCGGUGGCGAUCUGCCAUACCGACACGUCAGCGUGGAACCCGAAUCAUUUGGCUUUCCAAGUGCUGAAGGUGAAGCCGGGGAGUGUUCCGGUGUGCCAUUUCCUUCCUGAGGAUCAUAUUGUGUGGACGAAGAACUAGAUCGUCGCUUGUGUUUGAAAUUAACGAUAUUAUAUUAUAUAUGUACUUUCCAUAUAAAUCCCGCUGCAUUUUGCUACACUACAUGUUUAAUUAAAUAAUAUUCUAUAUAUGUACUUGUGUACGACGACGUAUAUUUUAGUCGUUAUUCGUUAAUAAAUACAUCCUUAGGCUUUAUUACGCCA